Pomacea canaliculata is the source of this 4954-nucleotide messenger RNA. RefSeq lists its product as uncharacterized. The record is from RefSeq and is a predicted model, not a curated record. Gene Ontology annotation, molecular function: peptide binding; G protein-coupled receptor activity. The transcript is spliced from 8 exons. Gene Ontology annotation, biological process: G protein-coupled receptor signaling pathway. NCBI's taxonomy places the organism in Eukaryota, Metazoa, Mollusca, Gastropoda, Architaenioglossa, Ampullariidae. Gene Ontology annotation, cellular component: membrane. Bases 2068 to 3693 code for a protein of 541 amino acids.
AACCUGGAGGUCGCUGCCGCACGGCCUGGUGUAGCCUGCUGUGCGUCUGCUGUGCGUCAGCUGUGCGUCUGCCUGUCAGCCAGCGAGUCGCACCCAGCCACAGCACCGCCGCGUCCAACAAGCUGUCGCGGUCGUCUGGUGCUGCAGGAGAGUUCGCACAAGGGAAGUACGUCACGGUCAAGCCAACAGAGUGACUGUCCGUUCUGUAAGAAAGUGAAUUUCGUUUAUACGUCCUGCCUUCCUUCCUUCCACGAAAGUGAUUUUGGAAACAGACUGUCUGAGAGUGAGGUCAACACGCCCCCUGCAGAGAAAAUCCAGCUUACAAGCUUCUCUGAGUUCUGGAAACAAGGACACGUCAGAACCUCCAUCAUCAACAACAACAACAGCAGCAACAGCAAAAUUCAGCAUCGACCACAACUCUUACAACCGAGAGAUCUUUUUAAAGGAGAGGAAGGUCUGACCUGCGCCGCUGGUGAAUGUCAGCCCCGCUUGGGGGAAGUGGCGAGGAAAGGAGGGGCGAGAAUAGCGGAUCGAAGCCCGACAAGCUUUCAAGGGGGAAAAAAAUGACGUAGGAAGGAGUUAAGGCCCCUGGCAGGCCCUCGCGCGCGGAGUAAAGUACCAUGGCAACGGCUGGGGUCAAGUCAACGAAGGUCACACAGCUGUCUUGUGCUUACAGAACGGACUUGAGACAUCGGCCCAUCACGUGAUUCUUGGGAAACACAGCAAUGUCGGAAAUCUGACGACGACAUUUCCGACACUAAUCAGAGCAGUUGACAGCGACAUUUCAAGAGUUAAACCUGAGCAACCUGACGGCUUGGGCCAACAGCCCUCCUUCACUACCAACAGCCCUCAUCCACCACCAACAGCCCUCAACCACAAAUACAUACUAUCACAGUUUGUCUACAUCUCCGAAUACCUAAUAGGAUCAGGUCGGAGGUCAUUUUUGUGUCGGCACGUGAUUUUGCCGGCACGUGGAGUGGAAUCCAUCGAUCGCGCAGGUGCAGACCAAGCGGUGGAGAGCAGCUGUGGAUGCUAACAAAAUUUCCGCUUCAUGUGGCGAAGUAUUUGUUUUACUCACCGUCAGCUCACGUCAGACACGCGCCGUGGGUGUUAUGGCGACAGCACACACUUAACAACCUGCCAGCAACAGCAAGCAUCACAUAUCGACCCCCAUUCUUCAGAAUUUUUAACGAGUUUUUUUGUAUUAUUGGAUCGUAAUGGUAGGAACUGUUUACUCUCCGUAAUUUACAGAGAAUCGCAAACAUCGGCGGUGCUGACGUUGUCCCAGCAGACAUCAUGGCCGGCGGAGGGACGUCAGAUGCCGAGGGCGAUAUGCACCCUGACAGGGUUCCGAGAUGAAGAACUCGUCAGCAUGGCUGAAGCAGAAAUCGUCAUCCCGUGCUAAGACCCCACAAGGGCAGCACGUGCGGAAAGACAGUUUGACACGUCACAUGUGACGUUUUUGACAGUACAGACUAGGCACUGAGUGUGAUUGAAAGUGACUGCAUGGUUACUGAGGCCUCAUCGCUAAGCAAAAACAGAUCUUCUGCUGACUGCUGACAGAAGUGCCUCAAUAUGACAGUGACGUCACGGGGGACGGUUGUCGCCCACUGUAGACAGUCUUUAACAGGAGGGUUACAUCUGUCACUAUGGUCGUAGGUAAGGGAGAAACACUUUCAUGGGAAUUGAAGUAAUUGUUAUAGACAACCUUUUUGGGGAUUUUCAUUGUGCCAGUGACAUCGAUGGUGAUGUUCUCCUUAUAAAGGGACAACACUCUAGCAGAAUUAAACGAGUCAGUGUGCUAGUGACGUAUGAGAUGACUUUCUCGUUCACUGCGGAUAGACUCUAAACGAAAGCGUUAGCAGUUGGUUUGUGACAGUGACAUCACAAUCCCCACCUCCUCUCUCUCUGCACGGACAUCGUUCUAGCGGAGGUUUUUUUUCUAAGGAAGUGACAUCAUUACAGAAGACUUUGUGAAGCUCAGGAGGGGUCAAUACAACGUACGUAACAUUCCAACGUCCCGGUCAGAUGUAAACAGCUCUCACGAAAGCUUUGAAGCCUCCCAGCAUGACAGCGCCGAGUCACGUGACUUUCAUCUCGACCGAGUCAAGCUCUUCAUCAGGACCUUCAACUGCUUGGGACAGUGCCUCCCUUAGGUCAGAGGUCGACUUCUGGACCGCCAGCCGCUCGACCAGCGCGUCGUCGCUCAACCGGACGUUGGACGCAGAUACGUGGCGCUACCCGCCGGAAGUGAGGGUCGCCACCACAGUGGCGGUGUCCUGCGUGUGCGGGGUGGCCGUGCUGCUCAACAUCCUCCUGGCUCUCACCAUCCAGUUCUCGCCGAGCCUCAAGACUCCGCCCAACUCUCAUCUCCUCAACAUCUGCUGCAACAACUUCGCGCUGUCGCUGCACAUGCUGAUGGCGCUGCCCUCCCUGCAUCUGAACGGAAGUCACGUGCAGCACAAGGGGAGCGAGAUUCUGUCGGGGCUGCAGCUCUUUCUGCUCAUGCAUUGUUUAUUCCAGUACUGGUGUGCCUUUGCGUCGAUCGGUUAUUAUCGCUUCAAAACCAUCCGUAAGCCUUCUUUAUCGCUAAGGGUGAGGAAACUCCUCGUAUCACGCUCCAUCACAAUAACCUGGGUGAUCUCCCUUCUAGUGGCCAUAACCUUCAGUCUCACCACAUCCGUCUACAGCGCUUAUCUCCCUUUCACGCUUGAUCCCUUUCGCGCGGCUUACUUGCUGAAGCCACCUCCGACAGCGGACGCAGCGCCCUCUAGGACUGGGGAGGAGAGUCUUUACAAGGACCGUUAUGAGCAGGUCGUGGUGAUGUCGUUGGUCCUGGGCGGCCUGAUCGUGGGGCUAGUGAUCAUCGUCAAGUCCUACUACAACAUCUGUCGCACUCUCAAUCUGUCAGGCUCCGUGGGCAAGAACCGGGUGUCCCCGUGGCCAGCUUACUCCUCCAGUUCACCCGUCACUUCGUCGGAGCAGCGGACGGGCGGCUUUGAACUGACCCCUCCUACUGUCCCCGGGGGGCGAGCAUACAGACCCAAUGCUGGAGGCCUGCCAUUCUGUGUCUCGGGGUCGCCGACAUCGGAGGAGAGCCAGUGGAUCGUCCACUACCAGAAGUGCGACCACUGCGUCUUCAUCGAGGACAUCCUCACCUUGGACAAAGCGCACAACGGCAAGAACUCGAACUCCGACUCACACAAACGCUGUCUGUACGCUGGACAGCGCCCCCUGACGGCCACCUUCAGCAACGGCAGCACGGCGUCCGUCGGCAAGACGAGUGCCACCAGCAACACCAGCAACACCAGCGGCAUCAGGUACCCGGACUUCUCCGACAUUUCUUUGGGUGCCGACAUCGUGCGUCUGCAAAGCCUGCGAUGUCGGACGGCUCUCAGCAAGCAGACUGUCCGGAGGGAGCGAGGGAGCCUCAACAGCGCCUCCAAGAACAGCCUGGCCAUGCUGGUGGCCUUCCUCUUGUGUUCUCUGCCGCUCAUCGUCUGCCAGGUGCCGGGUAUCCUGUCGGAUGUAGCUCCAGAGCGACGGAUAGUUGUCCUGCUCGUCUGUCGGGUAUUGUUUUUCCUGAACGCACCCGUGUACCCGAUGUGGUACCUGCUCUUCAGUCACAGAGUCAAAAAGUGUCUAACUCGCAUGUGCGAAGCCUUGCUGAUCAGACUACACUUCCGGCAGUGAUCUCCCCUCAUAGCGAGUAGCAUCGCAAGUGUUCAUACCAAGGGAGAAGACUCCGUCUGGAUGUUGGACCUGACUUCAAGUUUAUUUAUUUCAGAAAACAGAGAUUUCAAGUGUGUGAACUAUUAUUAUUAUCUUGUUGACAAAGUUUAUGCCCCAAUGAUGUCAACUCAGCUUCAGGGGUGAGUAGUCAGCAGUCGGACUUCUGUGUGCUCAACAGAAAACAAGAUGGCUGCCAGAUGUUCUCCCAUGUGUUCUACAAGUCUCCUGAUGUCAGAAUGUGCCUGUGGUCAGUGACAGCCUCGCUCCCAGAUCUCAGCAAAGCAUUAACUCAUUGAUAUACAUUAAAGUCGGCAGUUGUUGAUAUUCUUUGAAGAUUUUAUUGUGAUUUUAUUUACAGAGAAUCUGAUGUUGACAUUGUAAACUAUUCACUGGGUGGAAUAGAAAUAUUUUUCUAUGGUCAACAGAAACCCAGGUUUUGAAUAUUAUCUAAACUUUUUGUCUGCUCAUGCUAAAUGAACUCACAUUAUCUACACAUGGCUUUAAAAUGUUCAACUGUUUGUGUGCUGAGAUAAAAACAUUCAAUAAUUUUUCUGUUCUCCUUGUGUUCACUUAUCAUUUUAAGACAUUGUUUACCAUAAAUAAUUUCAGCCAGCCUUUAUUUCUUCUAAGCAUUAAUAUUUUGGAGUAUGGGGUAACUCAAAAAAUUAUUCCAGUUCUUACUCCAUACCUAAAGGUACCCAUGGUAGGGUCAUUUGUUUGUAAAUGACAGCUUUAAAUAAUUAUUUUAUUUGUUAUACUUGGUCUUUAAUAUAUACUUCAGUCUAAAAGUUUACACGUGGUAUUGUUUGGUGUUUUACUUUGUUAUUGCAUCUUAUUAUUUAUUUCAAGAGUAAAUUUUUCGAAUUUGAAAUGAUUACAAAUUGUGAUUCUGUCAUAAAAAUUAUACUGUGUGUGUAAUGUAGUGAAUGAGUGUGGUCUCGUGGGGUGGAUUUUUGUGUCCUCUGUGAAACCAAAGUUACCAAGAAUAAACUACAAUAAACUCCUACAUUUCAAGACCAUUACACCAAACGAUUUCCAUUCUUUAGUGAAGAAACAGUCUUCUACAAAGAGUUCAUAGCAAUCUAUUUUUUUCAUUUCCUGUCAUCGCAAAAAUAUAAAAAAAUAAACUGGAGAGACUAAGCUGGAUGGGUAGGACAAACACAUUUUUAUCCAACUUUGGAAAUAAAGAUUGACCAGAGUUCACUUCCUGCAUCACGCAAAA